AUGACUAGCAUCGAUCCUAGGCUCCUCCCUAACCGGGUGCGAUGGGCCGCCCUCUUCGCUGUCAACCUCUAUGUCUUUAUGGGUAAUAUGUACUCGUCGGGCAUAGCAACAGGCUUUGGAUCCCUAGCCGAAUACUUUCACAUUGGCGACUCACAACUGUCAUCCCUGGUGACUUAUUCAGUCCUCUCCAUGGGAUUGGCAAAUUUGGUCUGGAUGCCUCUCGCUCUCUGCUUCGGAAAGCGUCCUGUUGUUAUCUUCUCCAUGGCAAUGUUCCUUUGCGGAAUCAUUUGGAGUGCGGUCGCAAAGGACUAUAACAGCCUGCUGGGCUCUCGAGUCUUUGCCAGUUUCGGCUAUGGCGCUAUUGAGUCUCUUGGACCCAGUAUUCUCGCAGAUAUGUUCUUCGAACGCAACUACUCCAGUGCCAUGGCCGUCUACGCGGCUUCCCUGUCUGGAGGCUCUCAGAUUGGUCCGGUCAUUGCCGGAUAUCUCAUCGAGGCCAAGGGAUGGCGCUGGUUCUUCAUCCUCUGUGCCAUCCUGGCCGGAUUCAACUUUGUCACCGCCAUCUUCUUCCUCCCAGAGACUACCUAUGAGAGCGUAGAGGAGCCCGAGCAGAUGGAGGAUAUCGAGAAGGACUCUCACAGCCACGUCGAGGCCGUCCGUGUCCAAUCUCAAGUUGGCGACCGUGUCGAAUUGGACUACGGUGCUCACUUCAAGGGACUGUUCACUUUCAGCCUCACCAACGAGGCAAGGGAGAAGGGCGUUCUCAAGCACUUGCUCUACCAGUUCUUGCUCCCCUUCCCCCUAUUGCUGGUCCCCGGUGUUCUGAUCGCAUCGGCUAUGUACGGAGUCGUCCUUGGAGGAAUUGUCGCCAUCUCUACCCUCGCUCCCGAACUACUCGGCGCACCCCCCUACCUCUUCAGCUCCUCCGAGCUCGGUCUCUUCACCCUGAGCAGUUUCGUCGGCAUCCUUGUCGCUUGGCCCAUCGCCGGUCCCCUGACCGAUCUUCUCUCCCGCUGGAUGCGCAAGCGCAAUAACAACGUCCACCAGCCUGAGCACCGUCUGCCUGCGCUUAUUCUCCCCUUCCUCGUCUGUCCCGUCGGCCUCAUUGUCUUCGGGUACACUAUCUACCACGGACAACACUAUGUCCGCCCGGCCGUCGGCUCAGCUAUCUGUGCCGCUGGCCUGACUCUUGUCCCCUCUGUGAUGCUUUCAUACGUUGUGGACGCUUACCCGAGAACCGCUGGUGAGGCGCUUGUCUUGGUCAACACAUCGAAGAAUGUCGUUGCCUUUGGACUGGCCACCGGUGCCUACUCUUGGAUGGCGGAGAAGGGCGUGAACACCAUGUUCUAUGAGUUUGCGGGAGUUCAAUGGGCCGUGCUGGCACUGGCUUUGCCUCUCUACAUCUUUGGCCCGUGGCUACGGGCCCGUACACAGAAUCUGUUUUAG
Molecule: messenger RNA, 1446 nt
Organism: Penicillium verhagenii
Lineage: Eukaryota; Fungi; Ascomycota; Eurotiomycetes; Eurotiales; Aspergillaceae
Product: putative MFS transporter
Exons: 6
Coding region: 1-1446 (481 amino acids)
Biological process (GO): transmembrane transport
Molecular function (GO): transmembrane transporter activity
Source: RefSeq, a predicted model, not a curated record